AUGGUAGUAAUGGAUGGACCUUCCAAACAACCGCAAAUCUCCGAAAUGUUCCAGAAAUUCGCACUGGCUUUCAAGACCAAAACCUUCGAAUUCUUCGCGGACGAUGAAGCGGAGACCGCCGCCACCACCCCUGCAGCUGAAGACAACUAUUUCUCCCUCCUGGACUCUGCGGAAGGGUUCAUCACCGACCAGAAGGUCAUAAUCAUCAAGCCGGACCAGACGCACCAACCAUCAGCUCCAAAUUCCAACACCCAUUUCACAGAAACCCUGAUUUCUUCUUUGUUCGCCAAUAUUUCAUGCUUUGAAGCUUCGUAUUUACAGUUCCAAACAGCCCAUGUGCCUAUUGACGAGAAAGCAUUAGCUGUUGCUGAUCGAUCUUUGGUCUCAACCCUAGAGAAGUUAACUGAAUUACGACGAUUAUACGGGAAUUCUCGAAAGAAUCCUAAGUUUGAUUUUGAUAUUCCAACUGGGUCUUGCUUGGAAGCUCAGGUACAAGAGAAUCAGAGCAAGCUUCGAGCAUUGGAGACCAUGGUGAACCAAUUGCAGUCAGAUAUGGAUGUAAAAGAUGACGACAUUUUGCUACUGAGGAAAAAGUUUCAGGAAAUUGAAAAUUCCAAUUCAAAGUUGUCCAAAAGGUUAGGGAAGAAUCUGAAGCAACAUUUGGGUACUGAGGUUUUGUGUACAAUUCGGGUUUUCGAUUCUAUGUUACGCGAGGCCUGUAAAACCUUGCAUUGUUUUAGUAAAUUGUUGGUUGGUUUGAUGAAAAAAGCCGGGUGGGAUUUGGAUUUGGCUGCAAAUUCUGUUUAUCCCGAUGUUGAUUAUGUGAAGACAGGGCAUAAUCGGUACGCGCUUUUAUCAUAUGUUUGUUUGGGUAUGUUUAGAGCUUUUGAUUUGGAUGAUUUUGGAUCAAGUGAAAACGAAAUUGUGUGUAAUGGUCAUGUUUCGAUUUCGGGUAAGAAUGAUGAUUCUUUGGAGCAAUUAGUCGAGCAUGUUUCGGGCAAUCCAAUGGAGUUUUUAAGUAAAAAUCCCAAGUGUGAUUUUUCAAGAUUUUGUGAGAGGAAGUAUGAGCAACUUAUACACCCUGCAAUGGAAUCUUCCAUUUUUAGUAAUAUGGAUAGAAAAGAUGUGGUUUUGGAUUCUUGGAAAUCAUUGAGUGUGUUCUAUGAGUCAUUUGUUAAAAUGUCGAGCUCAAUGUGGUUGUUACAUAAGUUGGCUCGUUCGUUUAAUCCAGUGGUGGAGAUAUUUCAAGUUGAGAGAGGUGUAGAAUUUUCAAUGGUGUACAUGGAAGAUGUGACCAGGAAAGGCGUUUCUCCAGGGAAUAGUAGGCCGAAGGUGGGGUUCACAGUAGUACCGGGGUUUAAGAUUGGGAAGACAGUGAUUCAGUCUAAGGUUUACUUAACUGGCUUGAAAUGUGCAGAGUAGUAAUAGCUGGUUGCUGUGUGUUUGUCAAUGAAAAAUUCGGAGCAAGUUUGGCUACUUGGCUUCAAGUUUUUGGAUUCACUUUGGGUUUUCAUCCAUUAACAGAGAUAUACAAAGAGCUGGAUUUGUUGGUGUUGUCCAUUGAGUCUCAUGUAGAGAUGACUACAAAGCAGUGUGUUUUCUACAUUUCUUUUUCUCUCUUUUCUUUGGUUGGUGAGGUAGAUCCUAAAGACCCUGAAAGAUGAAAUCAAAUUGUAUGUAACUGGUUUGUCUCAAAAAUUAUACAAUGAGUUGACUUGUCUAUUGAAAUUGUUGAUAGAAUCAUUCUGCUGUAGAUGCAAUUUUUACUGGUUUUGUGCAUUGAAAUCUUGG
Molecule: messenger RNA, 1791 nt
Organism: Ilex paraguariensis (yerba mate)
Lineage: Eukaryota; Viridiplantae; Streptophyta; Magnoliopsida; Aquifoliales; Aquifoliaceae
Source: the annotation of a GenBank genome assembly